Messenger RNA from Cannabis sativa, 1102 nucleotides. RefSeq lists its product as uncharacterized. The record is from RefSeq and is a predicted model, not a curated record. Bases 191 to 832 code for a protein of 213 amino acids. NCBI's taxonomy places the organism in Eukaryota, Viridiplantae, Streptophyta, Magnoliopsida, Rosales, Cannabaceae. The transcript has 3 exons.
GAAAGUUAAAUUUAAAUAUAAAUUACUCUAAUACUAAUUGAAAACAGUGUCUAACUUUUCUUAACAAUUUGGUUCUACUACUUCUACUCUUUCCAUUCUCCGUACUCCUUUCAUUUUUUUUCUCCCCAAUUUUCUUUCCUAACAAAUAAUCUUGCUCUGCAAAACCGACGAGACGACACUCCAGUGUGAGAUGGGUUGGUUAUCUCGAUUCCUUACUGCGGUCACCUUCUUAGCGGUUGGAGUUAUAUUUUCACCGGAGAGCUUUGGAUCUAAGUCCGACAGUCACCAUUCACCAAAAAUUUUCACCUAUAUUAAAUUGGCUCAUCUUCUCUGCUUCUCCACCGCUUGGGGUGCAGCUCUAUGGGUCACCUUCAUCGGCGGUAUCAUCAUGUUCAAGAACCUUCCGAGGCAUCAAUUUGGUAAUUUGCAGAGCAAAAUGUUCCCUGCUUACUUCUCAAUGGUGGGUGUUUGUUGCGCAGUAUCAGUAGCUUCGUUUGGGUAUCUGCAUCCAUGGAAGACAUCAGCUACUACUGAGAAAUACCAACUCGGGUUUUUGCUAUCUGCAUUCGCCUUCAAUCUGACCAAUUUAUUUGUCUUUACACCCAUGACCAUUGAGAUGAUGAAGCAAAGACACAAAGUGGAAAGAGAAGAGAACAUUGGGGGUGAAGUUGGGUGGUCAAAGAAUGUGGAAGUUGCCAAGGUGAAUCCAAAGCUUGCAGCUAUGAACAAGAAAUUUGGGAUGAUUCACGGCUUGUCUUCUCUUGCUAAUAUCAUGUCCUUUGGCAGCCUUGCCAUGCACUCAUGGUACUUAGCAGGUAAGCUUAAUCUGUAGUGAAAUGCUUGUGUUUAUCUCUACGGUGGAAGAAGUUGUACUCUUGAUGAACAUGAAAUUCUCACGGAUAAUCAGUAUAUAUAUUUCCUGGAAAGCUUGUAUUCUGAUUGAACAAUUUAAACAAAAUCACGAGGUCCAUGAUAGUGGAAUGUAUAUGCUGUUGUUGUAAUAAGGAUGGACUUGAUGUGAUGAUUAUGCAGUGUAGUUUGCUUGCUUUAUAUCAAGUCUACAUAUUGAAAAAAAAAAAAAAAAAGAAUAAGGGUUGAACUA